CUGAUUGGUGGGAACGAAAGGCAAGGGCGGGACUUCCUGCCUUUGGGUGAGGGGGCGGAAACUGUCGGCUGAUGCACAACCAAUGAGGAAGGGAAAUUGACACACACCGGGACGAGUCCCAAUUGGUUGGGACUGAAGACAGUCUUGUAAAGGACAGAUUCUUGGACCAAUUAAAAGGUCCUCCGGGUGGCGGCGAGGGGACGUGGCCGCGGUUCUCCACCGGUUGGUCCUGGAUUCCGAUUGCCGUGCCGGACGCCACCGGUCGGGGCACCUUCCGCAGAAGUUUGCGAGAGUGUUGGGUGACGAGCUGGCCCACUCCGUUCACUGGACAGCGAGGAGGUCCCUCGGGCUCCAGGCAGAGAGAAGCUGUCCUCCCCGAUCGGCUUGGGGCUCCCUCCCUCCCCCUCAGCUCAGGAUCGAUAGCCAGCUUCUUGUGUGGGGAGUGAUGGCUGAUUUAAUUGGGAGUGCAUUACAGAUCUCUCUCCUCCGAUUGUAUUAGCCAGGAGGCCCCCGGGAGGAUUGAGGGCAGAUUCUCCCAGAAGUGCCUUAUCUCUCCACCGCCGUAAUGACGUGUUCGCUGGCGGCAAUCGCAUUUCACAGCACUCUCUAGACGAUAAUGCUCUUGCGGCUUCUUCCCCGCCUCGCCAGUGAGUCGCUGCUGCCUGCGCGCUGGCACGGUCUCCCCGACCCUUCCCGACCCGCAGCGAGAGAGGCGUGCAGACCCUCCCCCUCCCCUGCCAUGGGCUUCCUGGAGAAUUUCUUCACCUACGAGACCCCCAAGUCGGUGGUAGUGAAGAGCUGGACCGUCGGCAUACUGAACCGUCUGAUGCAGCUCCUGAUCAUCGUCUACUUCGUGGGCUGGGUAUUUCUGCACGAGAAGGCUUAUCAAACGAAGGAGACAAACAUUGAAUCCUCAGUUAUUACAAAGGUGAAAGGAUUUGGGAGAGCACAUUUCGAAAACGAUUCUGAACGUGUCCUCGAUGUGGCUGACUAUGUCAUCCCACCACAGGGGUCGUCAGUGUUCUGCAUCAUCACCGCAAUGCGAAUCACCGACAACCAGCUUCAAGACGUCUGUCCUGAGGUCAGUCGUGUGUGUGUGAGUGUGUGUGUGUGUGUGUGUGUGUGUGUGUGUGUGUGUGUCUGUGUGUGAGUGUGUGUGUG
This is a messenger RNA of Hypanus sabinus (Atlantic stingray), 1161 nucleotides long. Its product is annotated as P2X purinoceptor 3-like. The record is from RefSeq and is a predicted model, not a curated record. The transcript is spliced from 5 exons. Gene Ontology annotation, cellular component: nuclear inner membrane. The coding region runs from base 617 to 1150 and encodes 177 amino acids. Gene Ontology annotation, molecular function: extracellularly ATP-gated monoatomic cation channel activity. NCBI's taxonomy places the organism in Eukaryota, Metazoa, Chordata, Chondrichthyes, Myliobatiformes, Dasyatidae.